Messenger RNA from Eutrema salsugineum, 1218 nucleotides. Its product is annotated as alpha-humulene/(-)-(E)-beta-caryophyllene synthase. The coding region runs from base 1 to 1218 and encodes 405 amino acids. The transcript is spliced from 7 exons. The record is from RefSeq and is a predicted model, not a curated record. Gene Ontology annotation, molecular function: magnesium ion binding; terpene synthase activity. NCBI's taxonomy places the organism in Eukaryota, Viridiplantae, Streptophyta, Magnoliopsida, Brassicales, Brassicaceae.
AUGGAGGAAAGUGAGAGAAACAAAGAGAAGCUGAGGUCACUGAAGGAAACUGUGAGAAAAUCGUUUAUGGCUUCCAAAGAGGAGCCGAUAACGAACAUGAAAUUUAUCGAUGUUCUGUGUCGCCUCGGUGUCUCCUAUCACUUUGAACAUGAAAUCCUUGAGCAGUUGGAGUCUAUGUUCGGUCAUCAUGAUUUCAUGCAGAUGAUGAGAGACAAUGAGCAGUUCGGCUAUAAGCUCUCUGUUGAUAUGUUUGACAAGUUCAAGAACAAGGAUGGAGAGUUUAAGGAACACCUAGCUGAGGAUGCGAGAGGUAUGUUAUGCCUUUUUGAAGCUGCUCACUGGAGCACACACGGUGAAGACAUUCUCGACGAAGCCCUCAGUUACUCAAGGUCGCAUUUGGAAGGAUUAGCCUCUCGGUCUAGUCCCCAUCUGGCGGUCCGCAUCAAGAAUGUCCUCAAACAUGCAUACCCUAGGGGUAUUCCAAGGAUAGAGACAAGACAAUAUAUCACAUACUAUGAAGCGGAAGGUUCACACGAUCAAACCUUGUUACAAUUUGCUAAAGUAGAUUUCAAUCUACUGCAAAUGCAACACCGUGAAGAGCUCGGCCAGGUCUUCAGGUGGUAUAAAGGUCUAGAGCUUGACUCAAAGUUGCCGUAUGCACGGAACAGGGUAGUCGAAAGCUACUUGUGGGCGGUUGGGGCGUAUUUUGAGCCACGCUUGAUCUGUUUGAAUGAGAAAGGAGAUGAUAACGGUGGUUCCGCAUCACAUCUACCAUCUCGUCUUGUCAUUGCAUCUCUUCAGUUCUUCUCCUUCUUCUCGUUGCAUCAUCUAGUUCUCUUUCCUUCUUAUCAUUUUGUUUCUCUCCUCCUACUCGUUCAUUCUUCUCCUUCCCUUUCCUCGUUCAUUCUCUUGUCUAUUUUUUCUAUGGAUUUCUCUUCGACUCCUUACUCUCAGCCUUCAAACUUCGUCGAUCUCCUAAACAGUCAGCAGGACAGCGUCUUCUGUGGAACAGCUAUGAGCCUUGGUGAAGAGCCGGCUGCAGAGCGAAAGGAGAGAAGAACAUGGACACCAGCAGAUGAUGUGUUGCUAAUAAGCUCCUGGUUAAACACGUCCAAAGACGCCAUCGUAGGAAAUGAGCAAAGAGCAGGGGCUUUUUGGAAACGCGUAGCUGUGUACUUUGCUAGCUGUCCCAAGCCUGAAACACGUGAACUUGCUUGA